Molecule: messenger RNA, 6375 nt
Organism: Melanotaenia boesemani (Boeseman's rainbowfish)
Lineage: Eukaryota; Metazoa; Chordata; Actinopteri; Atheriniformes; Melanotaeniidae
Gene: fndc3a
Product: fibronectin type III domain containing 3A
Exons: 26
Coding region: 471-4205 (1244 amino acids)
Molecular function (GO): protein binding
Source: RefSeq, a predicted model, not a curated record
UACGCAUGCGCACAACGCCUGUGAGCGAUGGCGAAAUUCCUGCCUUUUAUUCGAGGAACAGGGUUGGAUGGAAAGUUAUCUCGAUAAAACUAGCAACUAGGCUAGCAUUAUCGAUAGUGAUAUCGUCACCGUUGCUCGCUAGUUACUUUGAACUGUCUAAGGCGCAGUUAAUACAAGAUAUCGCCGUUCAUACUACGAGAAAAGCUCAUCAUCUUGCUAACUAUUAGCUAGGUAGCAUUAGAUAGCUAACGCUAGCAUGUCACAUUUUGCCUUUUCUUGUGUUUAUCCAGGUAGCUAGCGAGUUAUCUCUCUCAGGUGUUGUGGAAAGUAGCUGGCCACCGUAGCUUGGUGACAUUAAGCAUUCCGAGAAGAGCUGCAUAGAAAUCAUCACUGUGCAUCGGCGUGUCAGUCAAGACUGCUGCUGCUGUGCCAACUGACAGUACCUCUUCAGUGGUGUGAAUGAGGGAGACAUGGCAGACCGCACGCCACCUCUGGAGUCUGGCCAGCUUCUCAGCCCUGAACUCCCAAUCCUGGCCUCACCACCACCCUCAGCCAUGGUCAAUGGGGAUGGUCCCCAGCAGGUAAUCCUGGUGCAGGUAAACCCAGGUGAGGCCUUCACUAUUCGACGAGAGGAUGGUCAGUUUCAGUGUAUCACAGGUCCUGCUCAGGUUCCCAUGAUGUCUCCAAAUGGUUCAGUGCCUCCAAUCUAUGUGCCUCCUGGAUAUGUUUCACAGAUCAUAGAAGAGAACGGAGUGCGGCGGGUUCUGGUUUUACCUCAGCAACCAGAUUUCCACCCAGGGGGUCAUUCCCCUCUCCAUCAUCCUCCACCUCCACCCCAUGCACACCUGCCUGCCUUCAUCCCACACCCCGCCAUGAUGCCCCCUCCACCUCACUUGUACACAGGCAUGGCAGGGGGCGUGGGUGACUUGAGCUCCCAGUACAUUUCCCAGUACCAUCCAGCUCAUAUCUUCUCAGAGCAGGUCUCUACAGAUUCUCACUCCCAACAUGGCCGCCCAUCCUUUGUCCACAGAGAUGACAGAACUAGCAAAACGCAUGAACGUCUUCAGAAAAAACUGAAGGAGCGUCAGGGAGGUGGAGGAGGAGGAGGGCAGGUGAAGGACAGCCCUCCAUCAUCACCACAGAAGUCCUGCAGCAGUCCCCCAACAGUGGACAUUCAUAACGGCAUUGGUGGGAAAGGGCUGGACGCAGAGCAUAGGCAUGCAGUAGCCUGCUCUGAUAAGCAGACUGGCAAAGGAAAAAAUGGAGAGUCACGAGAACUAGACAAAGAAGCUCAGGCCCUUCUUGCACUUUUGAAUACCAUCAGUAAACCAGUGGUGUCAGACAUCCAGGCCAGAGGGGCAGUAGUCACCUGGAGUACACCCACCAGGCCAGAGAAUGAGAAUGGCAGUGUCGAGGAAGACUGCAGCCCACCAGAGCCCCUCAGCUUCGAGGUCUCUAUUUCAGUUAGCGGCAAAGAUGGCAAAUACCAGAGUGCAUACUGUGGGGAAGAAUUAAAUGCAACUUUAGAGGGUCUACGACCAGCAACAGACUGUCAUGUCAGGGUCCAAGCAAUGUGCAACUGUUUACUGGGAAGUCCAUCAGAGGCUGUGAGCUUUACCACUCUAAACUGUGAGCCAGAUCCUCCCAAUCCUCCCAAGAAGGCCAGUGGGACCAAGAACUCGCUCGUACUCCAGUGGAAGGCUCCAUGUGACAAUGGUUCCAAAAUUCAAAACUACAUUGUUCAGUGGGAUGAGGGGAAGGGCACAGGUGUGUAUGAACAGUGCUACUAUGGACCUCAGAAGCAGUACAGAGUGACCAAGCUUACCCCAGCAUCAAGAUACUCCUUCCGCCUUGCAGCAAAAAAUGACAUGGGUGUAAGCGAGUUCAGUGAAGUGGUGGACCUGUUCACCUCAUGCAGUGUGCCAUUGCCACCCUUCCCUCCAGAGCUGGAGAUGGCGGGAGUGACCUGGCUGUGUCUGAAGUGGCAGAGGCCCAGUAGCUCUCCAAAAGAGGAUGACAUCUACUAUAGUUUGGAGAUGGAGGAAGAAGGAUCGGGCUAUGGCUUCCAGCCAAGCUACGACGGUGACGAACUCUCCUGCACCGUGAGGAAUCUCCAUAGGAGUACCAAGUACAAGUUUAGGGUGGCAGCAUACAACUCCGAAGGGAAGAGUAACCCUAGUCAGGUGGUUGAGUUCGUCACAAAGCCAGACAGACCCAGCUGUCCCUGCAGGCCUGUCAUCAGAGGAAAAGUCCUGCCCAACAGCUUCAAAAUGGCCUGGGAGCCCCCUAAAGAUGAUGGUGGAGCAGAAGUCACAGAGUAUAUCGUUGAGCUGUCCGAGGGCUCAAGUGGUUUAUCAUGGGAAUUGAUCUACUCAGGGCCAGCUCUGGAACACAUGUGUGAUGGUUUGAAACCUGGCUGCUCAUACCAGACGCGAGUUUACUGCAACAGCGAGGGAGGGAAGAGCCCACUGUCAGAGACCCUGCAAGUCCAGACUCCCGCAGUGCCCCCUGGGUCCUGCCAACCCCCUCGACUGGUGGGCAAGCCCAAAGCCAGGGAGGUGCAACUGCGCUGGGGUCCCCCUCAAGUAGACGGUGGAAGCCCGGUGUCCAGCUACAGCGUAGAAGUGAGUGGGCCGCAGUCUGAGGAGAGCCGAGAGGUUUACCAGGGUCCAGAGCUGGACUGCUCUGUGGGUGGGUUAAUGCCUGGCAAAACCUACAGCUUCCGGAUCAAAGCUGCAAACAAAGCUGGGUUCGGGCCUCUUUCGGAGCGCUGUGAGGUUACAACUGGCCCCGGAGCUCCUGAGCAGUGCAAGGCCCCCUCAACCACAUGCAAAUCCCCCAGCUGUGUUGUUGUGAGCUGGGAGGUACCUGCUUGCAACGGAGCUCCAGUGACAGAGUAUCGUCUGGAGUGGGGAGCAGCUGAAGGAGCCAUGAUGAUGUGUUAUAGUGGACCAGGACUCAGCCAUGAAAUGAAGGGACUGCUGCCUGCAACCAACUACUUUUGCCGGGUGCAGGCUGUCAAUGUGGCUGGUGUGGGGCCCUUCAGCGAGGCAGUGCUCUGUCAGACGCCGUGCUCUGUGCCUGCAGCUGUCAGCAACAUCUACGUGCUCAAAGAGUCUGAGCUACAAAAAUACGAGACGCCAGCUGAUGCAAAUGAAGACGAGGAAGAAGAAGAAGAAGAAGAGGAGGAAAGUUGUUCUCAGCCUCCACCAGUCUUCUCUCCAUCCACCUGCCUAGGUAUUUGCUGGGAUCCUCCAUGUGAUCAUGGCUCAGAGAUCACUUCCUACCUGAUUGACCUCGGAGAGAGACAGCCUGUUGUUGUUGGCCCCGUCACCAAACACAUCGUCCAGCAUCUGCAGCCUGACACCAGCUACAGGAUCCGAAUUCAAGCGCAGAAUAGUCUGGGAACAGGACCCUUUAGUCACACCUUUAAGCUGAAGACGAAGCCCCUGCCCCCACAACCUCCACGCCUGGAGUGCACCGCCUUCAGCCACCAGACUCUCAGGCUCAAGUGGGGCGAUGGUCCAGCCAAAGCUGCCACCUCAGACGCCCUCCAGUAUCAGCUGCAGAUGGGGGACAAGAACGGCAGAUUUAUAUCCUUAUAUAAAGGGCCAUGCCAUACACACAAAGUCCAGAGGCUUAAUGAGUCUACCUCUUACACGUUCCGCAUCCAGGCCUUUAAUGAGGCGGGCGAAGGGCCCUUCUCCAAUGUUUACACAUUCACCACCCCACGUUCUCCUCCAGCCCCUGUGAAAGCCCCUAAGGUGGAGCGUCUAGAUGACAACUCCUGCGAAGUCACAUGGGAGGCCCUGACACCCAUGAAGGGGGACCCAGUUAUCUACACCUUGCAAUGUAUGAUGGGAAAUUCUGAGUUCAAACAGGCCUACAAAGGUGCUGCCACAUCCUUCCAUGUUCAGAACCUACAGCCCACUAGCGACUAUCGUUUCCGAGUAUGUGCUAUUAGGCAGUGUCAAGACGCCACAGAGCUGAGCGGCCCCUACAGCCCCACGGUGACCCUCUCCCCCCAGCGGAACGAUGUGGUGCUGGGCAGCAGCAUGGCCGGCUCAGGGUCCAGAACCGGCACAGAGUCCAACCGAACCAGACAGAGCCUGACAGACGAGCAGUGCGCUUUCCUCCUCCUCAUGGUUUUUGCUGUCAUCGCUAUCCUCAUUGCUUUUGUCAUCCAAUACUUUGUCAUCAAAUGAGCCGUAUGCGCCACCCAGCUGCAGGGUUAUAGCUUUACCCCCCCUCACCUCCAUCUCUCUGUUGUUUUGUAUUCUUUGUUUUGUAUUUAAACUGUUUUCCGGUUUCAACAGAGUAGUUGCAUUAGUUGAAAAGGAGUGCUGCGGGAGGAUGAGCUGGUGAAUAAGAGAGUGAUAAAAUGAGGAUGUAACAUCUCAUUUGGCACCUGUGAUACCUUCCGGACUCUCCUGCCUUUUGUCCCCUCGUCCCAAGUUUGUUGUAUGUGUUCGUUUCAAAUCUCUGAUACGUAAUGAUUAGCCUUUGCGCAAAAGGAACUCAGAAAGCAUAUAGUUCUGGUUUGUUUUGGGGAGGGGAGGGAGUGAGGAGAGAAGUGGCGCAUAUAUAAAAUGUAUAGAAAUAGUCUUUAUUUAUAUUUCCAUUUACGUGUCCAGUAUAAAACUGUUUUUGAUAGAUGUGUUCCAAAAAUAGUAUGUAGGUGUGUCAUUAGCCUAUGCGCUAUUUGAUCAUGGGACCUGAUGGGCCAGUGUUUGCACAGUGAGAUGUGUCCAGAUGUGUAUACUGUAUGUAGUUUGUACACGGCUAGGAGGACUUCAGGGCCAGAUGAAGGGACUUAUCUUCCAGCAUGCAGGAUUUUCAGGAGACCAGAAGAAAAGGAAAGGAAAAAAAAAAAUCUUGAUCACAGUAUAGAACGCUCAUUUAGCACUUUCCAACCUUUUUGAUGUUCACAAUGUUUAAGGAUGCAAAAAUGACUGGAGAAAUGUUAGUAUAUUUUUGUACAGCGAGGACACGAAGAUCUGUAGGAUUGAGGAAAAAAAAUGCUCAGUAUAAAGUUAGAAAACAAAAACCAAACUAACAGUGAAUUCUAAUUAUUUUUACUAUCAUAUAGUUAUACUGUAGCUUGUUUUUACAAUCAUGCAGCUGCUUUACUCUGAAAUAUUGUUGUUCAGCACAAAAAAAGUGUAUGCUUUCUUGUAUGUUUUUUUGUUUGUUUGUUUUCCCCUGGUAAUUGAUUUUGCACAUUAGUGGAGAAAACCUUGACUGACUGUGUUUUGGUCUUGUGAUGCAUUUUAUAGAACACACUUUGAGAUUGUGCAAGCCCUACUUGGGUUUUGGGUGUUUUAAAAGUUGUAGUAUCACAUGAUGUGUCACUGAAACAGCUAAUCUCUCAGCAAAAAAGGUAAAAAGAAAAAAAAAAAGAAAGGAAAAAAAUUUGAGAAAAAGGUAUGUACCAGUUGUUUCAGAGGCCUUAAUUUGAGAGGAAAAAAAAUCUCGGGAGAAUUUUCUUUUUCUUAAGUUCUUUUAUGUUUGGCUGUUUUUUUCUUUUAGUGUUAGGAAAUAAAACACUUUUAGUGUUUUCUUUCCUUUUACUUUUGCAGCAUUCAUUUGAAGUUAGUUAACAUGUAAUCAUAAGAGAAAUGGAAAGUAGUUCUAUAUAUUAAGAUUUAUCUUGGUUUCUUUUGUCAGGUCAUACAUGUGUGAAUUUUAUUUUUUUAUAAUAUUGAAGUAAUAUAAGUUAAUACUUUCCACAGAAGAUGAUAAAUCCUGAGUAGUCAUCAAUCAUGGAAUGCAUAAGGCAGAUACAAAACGUGUUAUGUACUUCCUGUGAAUCUAAAUUUGCCUUUUCUCUGUGUUAAGUAUUUGUGACAGAUUGCAGACACUGAAUCAGUGGUAAUCUGGCUGUAGGGUCUAGUGUUGUUUGGUUCUGGGCAGAUCACUGCUGUUUGCAACUGUAAAAAUUAAAUGCAGGUACCUUGCAAAACGUCCUGAAUAAUUACAUGAUUUGGUCCUUCAGACAUUCUGCAAAUGUCUUCUCUUUGUCAUUUAAAGAAUUCAAAAUUCCUAUUUUUGAUAGCGAUUGCAACGUGUGCCAUUUUAACACCUCUUCACCGUGGGCUAACUACCUUUGGCUGGGGAGAUUAACAAAAUGCUACAAAAUGAGUAAAAUAUGCACAAAAAUAGAGACCAUUUUUAUGUAAUUUUAAUGUUUGCAGUUACCUCAUACACCGUACAUUCCAAAAUGAAAAUUUGUUAUACUAUACAUACUACCAGACAUAUCACUUUACAAUGUUCGUUAUGGGAAAAAUGUAUAAUCAUAGAUAUGUAUCUAAAGUGUAUCUGUAUAGCCAUGAUAUCUACAAAGGAUCCAUGCACAAUAAAAGAUUUAUAAUUCUU